Molecule: messenger RNA, 1003 nt
Organism: Papaver somniferum (opium poppy)
Lineage: Eukaryota; Viridiplantae; Streptophyta; Magnoliopsida; Ranunculales; Papaveraceae
Exons: 7
Coding region: 197-802 (201 amino acids)
Source: RefSeq, a predicted model, not a curated record
GGUUCUUUCCGAGUUGUGGAAACUCUUUCUGGGUCUGGUUUGGGUCCUAAAUUCGAUUCGUAACCUAAUACUUCUCUCUUGCGAUAAUCAUUUGGUUUUGAAAAUUUUGAAGCAGAAUGAUUGAAAUUGGGAUAUCAGAGAAGCAGGAACAAAGAAGAUAAAUAUUCUCUCCCAAGUCCCAACCAGCUGUGCCAAUAUGCUAGGCCGAAAAAGAUUGGUUGAAUCCCUACUAAAGAAUCCGUUGAAGAACCAAUUUGCAGGUUUUUGUACUACUACUACUGAGAAAGUAAAGGGCAAAACGUUCCGUCGAAGGGUAGUUCCCUUCUUGCUGUUUAGUCUUACUGGAGGUGUUGCAUUGAGCGCUGUUAAUGAUCUUGCAAUUUAUGGUGGUUGCAGUAGUAAGGCCUUGGAGAAAGCAAGUCAGAGUCAGGCGGUUAUAGAUGCUUUAGGUGAACCUAUUGAAAGGGGUCCCUGGUACAAUGCUUCCCUUGCUGUAGCUCACAACAGGAGUUCAGUAUCUUGCACAUUUCCUGUUUCGGGGUCACGUGGAACUGGUAUUUUUCAGUUAAAGGCUGUGCGACCAGGAGAUGAUGCGUUGCUUCCAAUUCUAUUUCCAUUUUUACGGCGUCAAAACUGGGAGAUCCUUAUGAUGGAAGCACUUAUACAUAUUCCUUCAAAUGAAGAGAAGAACCAGACAGUGCGGAUCAAUCUCUCAGAUGCUGCUGCUUCUUCCAUACCAUAUCCGGGGAACAAACCCCCUAGUUGUACAAGGUCUCAAGAUCCAAGUACUCAAGAAAGUUGAUGCUUUUUCAUUCGGAUGCGACAACCAGAUUGUGUCUGCAAACUUUUUGAAGCAGUUGUAGUUGUCUAGUAGGGAUUUGGGUAAAUAACAUUUUUGUAAAACUACGUUGUUAUUGAAUUUUAUAUGUAAUGUUCGGUGAGAUAAAUAAUGCGGUGAUUCAAUUUUCAUGAGUUAGCAGCCGCUAGGGGCUGCCUUGAACGA